Messenger RNA from Rhinichthys klamathensis goyatoka, 848 nucleotides. It is a transcript of the gene fibina, whose product is annotated as fin bud initiation factor a. Lineage: Eukaryota; Metazoa; Chordata; Actinopteri; Cypriniformes; Leuciscidae. The transcript has a single exon. The record is from RefSeq and is a predicted model, not a curated record. Bases 82 to 753 code for a protein of 223 amino acids.
AGAGCGCGUAAAAGCGCGUUGGACUCAGAUUACAGCCAUGAGCGUCUCCUCUAGUGCGCAUACUCAUAUGAGGAACUCCAGAUGUGGACAUCGUCUCUGUCAGGUCAGGCAGACCUUCGGAGGGGACAGAAGCUAUCUAUCAUGUUAGCCUUCACACUUGGUCUGUUUUUAUUGCCGCUCUGCGGUACGGUCUACACGGGACCUUUGCUCCCUGAAAUGUCCAACGGGACUUUUCACCACUUCUUCGUCCCCGACGGUGAUUACGAGGAGACCGAAGACCCGGAGAAAUGCCAGAUGCUUUUCAAAUGGAUCGACCGCAGACCAUGUCCACUGGAGGAAGACCAGGACUCGCUCAUUCGAGAGGAUUUUAUCAUCAUUAAACAACAGAUUGAAGACGCAGCGCGCGUUCUGGAGAGCCUUGGGAAGAGCAUUUCCUACGACCUGGACGGCGAGGACAGUUACGCGAAAUACCUGAAGAGGGAGAUUGUGCAAAUCAGUGAUGCAUUUACAAACGUGGAGAAAUCUCUUCUGGAGUUGGAGACAAAAUUCAAGCAAAGCCAGGAGACGGAGCAAAGAGAGGAACAUGAGUUCACCAAUAACUUUAUCAACCCCAUGUAUAGUGUGAGGGACACCCUGCAGGAAACUCUGGACAUCUCCUCCGGACUCAAGGAUAAACAUGAACUUAUCUCUCUGAUCAUUCGGAGUCAUGGGUCGAGGUUAAGCCGACUGAAAAAUGACUACCUGAAUGUUUAGACUCACAGAUAUUCUGGACAGACUACAGUCCUAGUUGGGUUGUUAUUGCAUCUCUGUUAAAUUCUGGAUCUCUUAAAUUUCCCAUGCAUGAAACU